AUGUCUCUCCAUAACCUGCCCACUGAGCUUCUUCUCAUGAUUGAGAGCAACCUAGAUUCCCCGAAAGACCUUAAUGCCUUGAUUUGCACGAGCUCACGAUUCGCCCUCCUGUUCGAUGACAAGCUGUACAAGAACCGUACAGCAAAUGAACAUCGUGACAUUAUCCUGUGGGCAGCUAAGCGAGGCCUCGAUAGCACAAUUCGCAAGUGCCUGAAUGCCGGUGCCAAGAUCACGCGGCGAGACAGAUUCAGAUCCCAUCUGGCCCAUCGCGAUGACCCCGAGGCUUUGCGCGUCAUCCCACGAAACCCAAAAUCACACCCCUUGACCGCAGCAGCGGAAAUCGGCUCGCUGUCUUGUGUCCGUCUUCUCCUUGACCAAGGCGUCAACCCCAACUUUCUUGACGAGCACUACGAGACUCCGAUGAGACAGGCUGCAGGAAAUGGCCAUGUCCACAUUGUUAAGCUCUUACUUUCUCACAAUGAGGCCGCAUUCACCGGUGCUUUCAAGCUGCGACGACCUCUGAAACUUGCUGCAGCUCGCGGUCAUUUACCCGUGCUCAAAGCUCUCUUCACUUUCCUCGAGCGUGACUAUCGGAACCUCACCGUCAAAGAUGCUGCGCAGAUCAUACUAUACGAGGGACUCUGGCACCGCCAAGGAGACGUCGUCAAAUAUGCACUCGAAAAGGGUGCCGAUGUGAAUAACGAAAAUUCAGAGUUCGUGUUGCGGUUUGCUCCUGAUUUGCGUCCAGAGGAACUCCCCGACAGACCACGACUCAAGCUACUCCAAGCACACAAGUGCAGAGAGGAAGUUCAAGGAGAUAGCACCCCUGGCUGGUCAUCCCAUGUACCUAAUACACUCCACGCUGCGCUCCUCGGUGGUGAUGCGGAUCUGGUUCAGUUGAUCCUCGACAACGGGUUUGAAAUGGCUCUGGUUAACCGCGCCGUGCAAGGACGCGAUAUUCCUGGGAAAUCCUGA
Molecule: messenger RNA, 975 nt
Organism: Penicillium verrucosum
Lineage: Eukaryota; Fungi; Ascomycota; Eurotiomycetes; Eurotiales; Aspergillaceae
Product: ankyrin repeat domain-containing protein
Exons: 1
Coding region: 1-975 (324 amino acids)
Molecular function (GO): protein binding
Source: RefSeq, a predicted model, not a curated record